Fonsecaea monophora is the source of this 342-nucleotide messenger RNA. RefSeq lists its product as hypothetical. The record is from RefSeq and is a predicted model, not a curated record. Gene Ontology annotation, cellular component: nucleoplasm; kinetochore. Lineage: Eukaryota; Fungi; Ascomycota; Eurotiomycetes; Chaetothyriales; Herpotrichiellaceae. Bases 1 to 342 code for a protein of 113 amino acids. Gene Ontology annotation, biological process: kinetochore assembly; mitotic cell cycle; chromosome segregation. The transcript has 3 exons. Gene Ontology annotation, molecular function: protein heterodimerization activity.
AUGACUUCGUCCGACAGAGGCUAUUCUCGGUCUACGCUGCGAAAGAUCCUCAAAGCCCACUCCAGGAAGAGGGUGGCCACAGAAGUCGAUCCAUUGGUCUACCUCAACUACAUUCUGUUCAUGGAGGAGCUUAUGCAGACUGCGACUCGCAAAGCACUCUCGGACAACAAUAAAAAUGUCACCGCGAAAGACAUCAGGAAAGCCACUAUAGUUGAACCGCCAAAUCCAGGGCGACAGCACAACACUCUCGAGAUAACACACAGUGGUUACAUCCUGCACUCCCGUCAUCUUCGAACCCAAUGGGACGAGAACCCUCAAGAUCUGCCGCGCAAGAGGAUAUGA